Molecule: messenger RNA, 531 nt
Organism: Aethalodelphis obliquidens (Pacific white-sided dolphin)
Lineage: Eukaryota; Metazoa; Chordata; Mammalia; Artiodactyla; Delphinidae
Product: cilia- and flagella-associated protein 61-like
Exons: 2
Coding region: 5-289 (94 amino acids)
Source: RefSeq, a predicted model, not a curated record
CUUCAUGGAGCCGUGGUGCAUGGCCCUCUUUCACGAUCGUUUUAUUGAUCUCCGGAAAGAGUUACGCCAGAUCUUAUCCUCCAAGGAGGAGGAAAACCUUCCUUCCAUAGAAGAAUUAGCCCGUCGGAUCGAAGAUGAGGGCAUUAACCUGCCCGAGAAGCCCAGGAAUUACCUCAGAAGAGUUUUCCAGGAAACCAUCUACAAGCCUCUGGUGGAGAAGAGCAUCCUUGACUAUCUGCGCUAUAAUCAUUACCACCUGCCCAUGUACGCGUGGCAGGGCAUCGUUUAGCGGUGGCCACGGCCUCCACUUGAUUGCUUCCACUCGUAUCGUUCCGGGAAGUGCUCCGCAGAAGCAGGAAACCUCUCUGAAGCCUGGCUGGACCGCCAGGCACCGUCGUGGUUCCCUCCUUUCUUUUCCGUGUCCACCGAUGCCUGUGGUUUCCUAUCGUCCCAGUAGGUGGCGCACGGCGGUGCGUCUGGAUUCUGGGGCAGGGAGACGCUUUACCAACACCAGGCGUGUUCCUGGGCAGA